GGAAGUAUGCCAACUUGAUACAAACGGAAGUAUGCUGAUUUGACUCACUAACUUAUAUAAGGCCACCAACCAUUGUUUCCGAAAACAUUCUUUUCUGUGCAACUCGCGAAAGAAGAUGACUUGCAAACGCAGAAAUAGUGGGCGUGCCAAGCAUGGCCGUGGCCAUGUAAAUCCUGUCAGAUGUACUAAUUGUGCACGUUGUGUACCAAAGGACAAGGCAAUUAAGAAGUUUGUUAUCCGUAACAUCGUAGAAGCAGCUGCUGUCAGAGAUAUCACAGAAGCGAGCUUUUACUCUGCGUAUCAACUUCCAAAGUUGUAUGCUAAAUUGCACUACUGUGUUUCUUGUGCUAUUCACUCAAAAGUAGUUCGUAACCGAUCCAAAACAAAUCGUCGUAUUAGGACACCUCCAGUUCGUAAUUUCCCCAGGGAUCUGCGUCAAGGUCAGCAAAACAGGAAAUAAAUUACUAUGUAAAUUUUAAAUAAAAUAGAACUUAAAAUCGA
Frieseomelitta varia is the source of this 501-nucleotide messenger RNA. It is a transcript of the gene RpS26, whose product is annotated as 40S ribosomal protein S26. The transcript has 3 exons. NCBI's taxonomy places the organism in Eukaryota, Metazoa, Arthropoda, Insecta, Hymenoptera, Apidae. Gene Ontology annotation, molecular function: mRNA binding; structural constituent of ribosome. Gene Ontology annotation, biological process: translation. The coding region runs from base 116 to 460 and encodes 114 amino acids. Gene Ontology annotation, cellular component: ribosome; cytosolic small ribosomal subunit. The record is from RefSeq and is a predicted model, not a curated record.